Molecule: messenger RNA, 623 nt
Organism: Aspergillus ibericus CBS 121593
Lineage: Eukaryota; Fungi; Ascomycota; Eurotiomycetes; Eurotiales; Aspergillaceae
Exons: 3
Coding region: 228-623 (131 amino acids)
Source: RefSeq, a predicted model, not a curated record
CCUUGUCAUCCUUUAAGCAACACAUCAUUUAGAGAGUCGAUAAAGACAGACCAUUUAGAUCACAGCCUCCCGGUAGGAUUCCUCCCACACUCUAUUGUCUCCAUCCCCAUAGCCAUACUUUCACCACUCGCAAACUUCUCAUCCCUCACCCAAGACAAGCUAAAGCGGGAAACAUAAUUUCCACACCCCAUCCCCCCACCUCCACAACACAACACAACACAACCACCAUGCCAACCGUCCUCCUCAGCAACGGCAACCCCAACUGCCAACGCUACGUCCUCUCCACCCAAGAAGAACGAGCCUGCGGAUUCCGCUACGUGAGCGCCCAAGACACUAUCGUCUCCUGUACUCAGGUCGUCAAAUGCUUCUAUUACCGCUGCACCAAUUGCAAAUACGCCUAUUUUGGGAACCAGCAUUGCUCGUGGGGCCAUACCCCGCCCCUGGAGGAAGACCCCGAGGCUUUUGAACUUUGGCCCGAGGGCGAGUACACUUUCAAAACCUCCGAGGUUGAGGCGAAAGAGAGCAUGUCUGGAGGAGCCACACUCCGUGGCCGUGCCGCUGGACUCCGGCUGAGCGUUGAUGGUACCUGCACUCGGAGUACAGGAAGAAACCGAAUGGAGUGA